Molecule: messenger RNA, 2298 nt
Organism: Sorex fumeus (smoky shrew)
Lineage: Eukaryota; Metazoa; Chordata; Mammalia; Eulipotyphla; Soricidae
Gene: EPN1
Product: epsin 1
Exons: 11
Coding region: 273-1973 (566 amino acids)
Biological process (GO): endocytosis
Cellular component (GO): clathrin vesicle coat; endosome; plasma membrane
Molecular function (GO): phospholipid binding; clathrin binding
Source: RefSeq, a predicted model, not a curated record
GCGGCUCAGCUCCCUUCGCGGCCCUGGGGCGGCGGGGCGGCGGGGCUGUGGGCGUGCGGCCUCGCGUGCGCCCGGACUCGCCCCGCUACAGCGCGCCGAGCGGGGCAGCGUCGCCCGCCAUGACCCGCUGGAGCCCGGCGUGAGGGGCCGAGGCUCCACAGAUGCUCUCUUCUCCCCAGAUGCUGCGGUGACCUGCCAACUCCUCUGUGGCCCCGCUGUGGUUGCCUGGUCUUUUCUUGCUCUGGGGGUGCCCCUUGCCACUGCCAGCCACCAUGUCCACCUCAUCAUUGCGGCGCCAGAUGAAAAACAUUGUGCACAACUACUCAGAGGCUGAGAUCAAGGUCCGGGAGGCCACAAGUAACGACCCCUGGGGCCCAUCCAGCUCACUCAUGUCCGAGAUCGCUGACCUCACCUACAAUGUGGUGGCCUUCUCUGAGAUCAUGAGCAUGAUCUGGAAGCGGCUCAAUGACCACGGGAAGAACUGGCGACACGUCUACAAGGCCAUGACCCUUAUGGAGUACCUCAUCAAGACGGGCUCGGAGCGUGUUGCACAGCAGUGCAAGGAGAACAUGUACGCGGUGCAGACACUGAAGGAUUUCCAGUAUGUGGACCGAGAUGGCAAGGACCAGGGUGUCAACGUGCGGGAGAAGGCCAAGCAGCUAGUGGCGCUGCUGCGGGACGAGGACCGGCUGCGGGAGGAGCGUGCCCACGCGCUUAAGACCAAGGAGAAGUUGGCGCAGACGGCCACGGCCUCAUCAGCUGCUGUGGGCUCCGGGCCCCCUGCGGAGGCGGAGCAGGCCUGGCCACAGAGCAGCGGGGAGGAGGAGCUGCAGCUGCAGCUGGCACUUGCCAUGAGCAAGGAGGAGGCUGACCAGCCCCCAUCCUGUGGCCCCGAGGACGAUGCCCAGCUCCAGCUGGCCCUUAGUUUGAGCCGUGAGGAGCACGAUAAGGAGGAGCGAAUCCGCCGUGGGGAUGACCUGAGGCUGCAGAUGGCCAUUGAGGAGAGCAAACGGGAGACAGGGGGCCAGGAGGAGUCGCUCAUGGACCUUGCUGACGUCUUCACGGCCCCAGCGCCUCCCCCAGCUGCAGACCCCUGGGGGUGUCCAGCACCCACCGCUGCCCCCACUGCAGACCCUUGGGCACCUUCUGUUCCAGCUGCAGACCCCUGGGGGGGCCCGGCCCCCACACCAGCCUCUGGGGAUCCCUGGAGACCCUCUGUACCCUCUGGGCCUCCGGUGGACCCCUGGGGGGGUGCCCAGGCUCCUGCAGCAGGCGAGGGGCCCACGUCUGAUCCUUGGGGGAGUGCGGAAGGUGGGGCCCCCGCUGGCGGACCCCCUACUUCCGAUCCCUGGGCUCCGGCCCCAGCCUUCUCAGACCCCUGGGGGGGGUCCCCUGCCAAACCCAGCACCAAUGGCACCACAGCUGCCACAGGCUUCGACACGGAGCCCGAUGAGUUCUCAGACUUCGACCGGCUGCGCACGGCCCUGCCGGCGUCCGGGAGCAGCACAGGGGAGCUGGAGCUGCUGGCCGGGGAGGUGCCAACCCGCAGCCCUGGGGCCUUUGACAUGAGCGGGGUUGGGGGCUCUCUGGUGGAAACUGUGGGAAGCCCCCCGUCCACCACCCCUACCCCUACUCCUCCCACACGGAAGACUCCAGAGUCGUUCCUGGGCCCAAAUGCGGCCCUGGUGGAUCUGGACUCGCUGGUGAGCCGGCCCGGGCCUGCGGCGUCCGGGGUCAAGGCCUCCAACCCCUUCCUGCCCAGCGGAGCCCUGGCCAGUGGCCCCUCCGUCACGAACCCCUUCCAGCCUGCACCCCCUGCGACACUCACCCUCAACCAGCUGCGGCUCAGUCCCGCGCCUGCUGCUCCUGGAGCGCCACCCACGUACAUCUCCCCACUGGGGGGGGGCCCUGGCCUGCCCCCCAUGAUGCCCCCGGGCCCGCCGGCCCCCAACACUAACCCCUUCCUACUAUAAUCCUGGGCGGAAGGGGCGGCCGCCCUGGAUGGCAGUGCUGUGAGUGCAUGUGAAUGGGGCCACCUCCCUUCAGGCCCUCACACUACACCCCUUCCCAACCCCCCCACCCAGGAGAGACUGAACGCAGGGAAGGGGGUGCUGGCCAGAGGGCCCUUUCCUGUGGCAUUACAGAAGGCGGGACAGCGGUACCCCACGCACUCCCCUCCUUGCACCCCAGCAGCCCUUGAUCAGUGUUCCACCCGCCCUCCCCUACCCCCUGCGCCCUCGAACCCUCAGUGAUGAUUUUGGCAACUUGGGGAAUAAAUGGCAAUUGUCACGGGUGUGA